AUGAGGUACUUUUCUGAAAUUUUUAAGUCCACAUCUUCGAGUGAUAAUUUUUUCCAGCGUGUUCAGAAUCGCAUUACCGAAGAUAUGAACUGUAGACUUCUACGACCAUUCACGCAUGAGGAGGUUAAAGAAGCACUUUUUGAAAUGGCACCAGAUAAAGCCCCAGGGCCUGAUGGUAUGACACCCGCUUUCUAUCAACGGUUUUGGAAGGUGGUUGGUCAUGAUUUGUCGUGCUUUAUUCUGAAUUGUCUACAUACGUGUUCCAUCCCUAACGGCUUGAACGACACCAAUAUUGUGCUGAUUCCAAAGAAGAAAUUACCUGAGUCAGUUGCAGACCUCCGGCCUAUAGCUUUAUGUAAAGUUGCAUAUAAAGUUUUAGCUAAGAUGCUGGCAAACCGUAUGAAGGAGGUUCUUGACUUUGUUAUCUCACCAACACAAAGUGCCUUUGUUAAAAAUCGUCUACUAUCUGACAACAUCAUAGUAGCCGGGGAAGUAGGAUAUUAUUUGAGGAGAACGAGACAAGGGAACACGGGAUGGGCUGCACUGAAACUCGAUAUGGCUAAGGCGUACGACAAGAUGGAGUGGAGUUUUUUGGAGGGAAUGCUAACUGCUCUUGGCUUUGCUCCGGCAUGGAUCCAGCUUGUGCUGCUAUGUGUAACCACAAUUCGGUACAAUGUGAUGGUGAACGGUGAGCCGAUUGGUACUGUUAUUCCUUCAAGGGGCAUUCGUCAAGGUGACCCUCUCUCCCCCUAUUUAUUUAUAAUCUGUGCGGAGGGACUAUCAAUUCUUCUGAAUCAAGCUGAGUCCAGGGGUGAUAUUCACGGUAUUAGAGUGGCCAGGGGAGCUCCAUCAGUGUCGCACUUACUAUUUGCGGAUGACAGCUUGCUCUUCUUUAAGGCCUGUGAGCGUGAGGUGCAAGUGGUUAAAAAUUCUUUGGAUGUUUAUUGUGCAGCUUCUGGGCAAACUAUCAAUUACAAUAAGUCUAAUAUCACCUUCAGUGCAAAUACUCCGGACGCCAUUAAAGCCCAUAUAGCCACGUCGCUAGGUGUUUGUUUGGCAACUGAUCUAGGCAAAUAUCUAGGACUACCAUCCUGUUUGGGACGUAGUAAGUCAGCCACUCUACGCUUUCUGGAACAAAGAAUAAGGGAUCGCAUCACUGGUUGGCGUAAUAAAUGUAUUUCAAGGGCGGGAAAGGAAAUUCUUUUGAAAUGUAUAGCACAGGCCCUUCCUAUUUUUACUAUGUCAAUGUAUCUACUGCCAAGGAAUAUUUGUGACAAUUUGGAAAGGCUUAUGAACCGAUUCUGGUGGGAAAGUGGUGGUACGACUAGUAAAGGAGUCUCUUGGUUAAGUUGGUCGCGUCUUUGCCUGCCGAAAUGUCUUGGAGGUAUGGGGUUCAAGAAGCUGCAUGAAUUCAACUUAUCUCUACUAGCCAAGCAAGGGUGGCGUCUGCUUAUUUAUCCAAAUUCUCUUGUUAGCAGAAUUCUUAAGGCUAGGUACUAUCCCUCUUCUGAUUUUGUUGAUGCACAAAUUGGUAGUAACUCGAGUUACAUUUGGCGGAGCAUUUUAGCGGGAAAGGCUUUGCUUAGGGAAGGAGUUGUACGUCGGGUAGGUGAUGGCAAGGACACAAAGAUUUGGGGCUGGCCAUGGUUAGCCGAUUCUUCAACUCCGAUGCUGCAUACCCCCGUUGCGGAGGAGUUGAAAGAUGCUUGUGUGAGCGGUCUGCUUAAUGAAUCGGGUGCAUGGGAUUCAGAGGUUGUCAAGGAUUUGUUUCUGGACAGUGAUGUUAACAGAAUCCUUUCUACUCUUGUUGCACCACAUAUUGAGGAUACAUGGCGAUGGAAAGGUGACAUAAGGGGUAUGUACUCUGUGCGACACGAUUAUAAACUGCUUAUGGCAGAGACAUUACACUCAGAUCCCCAACUUCAAUUUAUUGAAUGGAAAAAGUUGUGGUUGCUGCCAGUUCCUCCUAAGGUGAAAAACUUUCUGUGGAGAUGCAUGAGAGAUAUCCUCCCUGUUCGCGAAACUUUAAAGAGGCAUGUUUGGGCGGGUGGUGGCUUUUCAUUUUGCUCUGGGGCUUUGGAAACAAUGGAACUAUGCGUGCCCUGUGGUGAACCAAAUAUGGGGUCCUGCUGUUUCGUCGAGUGGUGGCAGCUUGGCAGAAAUAUUAAACUCUGCUCUCCAAUCUCCAGUAUCGAUGGCGACGGUGCAGUUAGUUACGCGUUUGUGGUCUAUUUGUCUGGUCACCUUACUGCCCUUAAUGUUAAUUCUAAUUCUUGGACACCUCCUCCGGCCAAUAAGCUAAAGUGUAACAUUGAUGCAGCUAUCUUUGAUGAUGGAGCUGGCUUUGGAAUGGUUAUGCGGGAUCUUGAGGGAAAAUUUGUAGCGGCCUACGCUCGUAUCGAUUGUGGAAAAGAUCCGCUUCUUGCUGAAUCCAUGGCGGUUAAAGAGGCGCUAACAUGGUUAAAGUAUUACAUCGAGAACGUGUCUGUUCGCCAUGUCAUUCGGUCAACGAAUCAUGUAGCUCAUGUCUUAGCACAAGCGGCUGAUUCUUUGUCUGUCCUUGGGUCGUGGUUCUCUGUGCCAUCGAUCUGUAUCUUGCAUUUGGUUGAUUAUUAA
Molecule: messenger RNA, 2616 nt
Organism: Ipomoea triloba (trilobed morning glory)
Lineage: Eukaryota; Viridiplantae; Streptophyta; Magnoliopsida; Solanales; Convolvulaceae
Exons: 3
Coding region: 1-2616 (871 amino acids)
Source: RefSeq, a predicted model, not a curated record